AUGAAGUUGCUUUUAGCAGUCACUAUCAUUGCUUGUGCUUCUGCCACUCAGUGGGUUCCAAUUGCUACACCUUCAGACGGCUUUGCUAUGGGUCCAGUUACCACCAACUAUACUCUUGAAGUGUUCUACGAUCAUCUUUGCUCAGAUUCAGCUGCUGCAUGGCCAGGACUCUUCCAGUAUUGGCAGCAAAAUAAAGAUUGGCUCCAACUAGUCAUCCACAUUCACCCUCUGCCUUAUCACUACUAUGCCUUCAUUGUUGGCGUAGCUGGAAGAUUCAUCCAAUUAAACUACCCACAAAACUUUACCGAUUUCGUAACUUGGAUGUUUGUUCAUCAAGAUAAGUAUCUUGAUACCGCUCUAUAUUGGAAUCUUGCUACAAUUAAAAGCAACUUAGCAACUGAUACUCAAACUGCAACUGGUGCUCCAUUUGGACAAGUCUCAAAUGCUUUAAAUAAUAAUGCCUAUUAUUAUGAUUUAGGAGUAUCAACCACUUAUGCUUUCACAAGAGGUAUCACUGGAACUCCUCAGUAUUUGAUUAACGGAAUUUGGUCACCAGAUGCAACUAAUUGUGAGACUCCUUCUGAUUGGGUAACACUCUUCCAAGCUAUUAAAAGUUAA
This is a messenger RNA of Blepharisma stoltei, 618 nucleotides long. The record is from the annotation of a GenBank genome assembly. NCBI's taxonomy places the organism in Eukaryota, Ciliophora, Heterotrichea, Heterotrichida, Blepharismidae.